Messenger RNA from Mugil cephalus (flathead mullet), 1655 nucleotides. RefSeq lists its product as uncharacterized. The transcript is spliced from 4 exons. NCBI's taxonomy places the organism in Eukaryota, Metazoa, Chordata, Actinopteri, Mugiliformes, Mugilidae. The record is from RefSeq and is a predicted model, not a curated record. Bases 438 to 1064 code for a protein of 208 amino acids.
GUUUACCUCCUGAGACUCUACAUCCUCAAAAAGGGACAUUAAGUUUUAGGUUUGUGGAAGCUGCUUCAUUCUGCUUCAUUUAAAGUUGUCGUCUUGUUACUAGUUGGUCAUUUCUGCAGCCAAUCACGGAACAAAAAAUAAGAAGCUAUAGCUUCACUUGUCAGCAUAGAGGGAUGUUUCCUUCUCUUCCACUCAGUCCAUCACACAGAAAAGUCCACUUGUUGUACGCUAGGCUAAAAGAGGAAGUAAAACUGAUAUCACUUCCUUUCUUGUUCUCGUGUAUAAAGGGAUCAUCGCUCUGCUUGGUCAGAGUUUUCAAACGUUCUGAUGCCGAUCACUGACUUUUUUCUGUUCAGAGCAAGUGUUUCAUUUUGAUGUUAGUAGAUAAAGUUUGAAAGCUGCUGAGUGACUCAACAGAGUCUGAACAGAGAGGAGACAUGGAAGCUGUGGUUGGACUGUUGCUGAUGAUACUUGGAGUCUGUCACGGUGGAGGAACUUACUGUGAUGGCAGACAGAGUGGAGCUCAGUGUUAUGGAGCUUUGGGAGGAACUGUGGUCAUCAGACUGAUGGACAACGCCUUAGAAACAUAUAGAUGUGAUGUGAUAAAGGGAUCAUCAGUAAUAUUUACAUGGAGAAACAAAACUAUUGUAACUAAUGUGAUAAAAGACAGAUCUGUCUUUAAUCCCAGUGAUGGAACAUUUAGGAUCAAUGACCUGAGCAGGAAUGACAGUGGUCAAUAUAAUCUGACAAUCCAUGACUCAAAUGGAUCAAAAUUGUCAGAACAGAUUCUACAGUUGUUUGUUGAAGCAGAUAAUUUGCCACUAAUAGCUGGUGUAUCCUCAGCCCUGGUCAUUGUUUUGGUUGUGGGCUUAUCAGUCAUCUGGACUUUGAAGAAAAAGCAAAGAAACAACAAACCUAAAGAGGAAAGAAAUGACCAGGAAUUAACCUACGCUGAUGUCAGUAUCGUGCAGCAGCAGAGGAAGCAGGCUGAGCAAAGGCCGAAUCCGGAGGUGGAGUACGAUCAAGUCAAGUUUUCGGCACGACCCCAGCAGACUGAAACAUAAAAUGAAGGGAGGAAGCCCUUCAGUUUCUCCUUUUCUGUUUCAUGACUCAACCGUGCCAGCCGAUUUCACAGAUAACAACUGAACACUUCUUAACAAGUGAGCACUCAUCUGUUUCUGUCCCUUUCUCCGUCUCCGGCCUGAGCCACAAAAGGCCUACCUGCACCCCAAACCUCCACCCUAUCUGACCCCCUGUCUGCACUGAGGAUCUGUGAACAGGCGUCAGUUCUUGUGUGUCGCUGUCCUGCCUGAAAGUCUGUGUCGUCUCAAACACCCCACCAUCAUUUUGCUCCCCAGUAAGUCACAGGAGUUAAUGACUACAGACCUGGUGCCCUGACGUCUGUGGUCAUGAAAUCCUUGGAGCGACUGGUUUUGGCGACUUGGUGUCACUGCUAGACCCCCUGCAGUUUGCCUAUAGGACAAGAGUGGGAAGCAUCACAUCCAUCAUCUAGACUCUCAGCACUGAGAAUUUAAAUAGAUCCUCAGACAGGAACAGAGAAAACGAAAGCACGUCUGGUUUAGACCUCUGUGUAACACCACACAGCAUUUCUCCAGAAGAACUGAAAAAGUCCUGUUAGGUAAUUCAUCUAUUUU